GGCACUGCUGUAGAAAGAUGACCCCUACUGGUUGGAUAUCAUUUAGUUGGACAACAUCAAAUGUAAUCAUGACUAAUUGUGAUUGUAAUUAAUCAUGAUUGCUUGAGAUAAAGCAACAUACACAAGUACCACAAAAUCCAUUUGUCUUUGGAUUUGCGUAAACAGAAAGACAAAGACAGCAGGUACCAGCGGCAGGAACCACAACUAUGUGAAAACAUUUUUUUAAAUAUCACUUUUUUGUACUGUGCAUAAAAAUGUAUAAAGUCCAGGUUGUUAUUUUAAUAAGAUGUGUUUCCAAAUGGACCCCAAAAAAGUAGCAGCAGCACCAGCAAAAGCACCUUUACUCUCUGGACAUUUUCCAAUUAGGCUGUGGCUUUGGAGGAGAUCAAAGCUUAGAUAAUCCUAUGGCUGGAAUUGCAUGACCACAAGUAUAUGGAGCUAGAAAUGAGGGUGAAGCAAUGGGGAGUCCAUCUGAGGAAUGAGCAUGUCAUUGUAAAUUACAGAGAAGAGAGGGAAGUGUAGAGGAGGGAAAAAAAAAAGAUAAGUAGGAGGAGGAAAGUAAAGGUGAUACAAAGUGAAGCUGGGUGCCAUACAGAGAAGGACAUGAAAGAAGGGAGGGAGGGAGGAGGAAGAAGACGGGAAAGGGUCUGUGGUUGGUGCUGCUGUACGUGACGUCAGCGGCUUGUUGGAUUGAGGUGCCGCGUCCUGCUGAUUUUAAUCCUAACUCAUUAACAGAGCGGGAGAGAGAGAGGGUGAGAGAGAGAGAGAGAGUGAGAGCAAAUGCCGGCACAAGGCCUCCGGGGGAAAAAGUGACAAGAGAAGGGAUAAAACAACAGCAAUUAUCAAUUUAUCAAGACAGAAAAGUGGAGUUCAAUUACAACAAAAGACUCUGUAUUUUUCUUCCUGGCUCCCAUGCCUCAUAACCUUCCACCCUCUCUGUCCUAAUUUGCUGUUUGUGAAGUCUUGACGCGCGGCCUGGUCGAUCAUGCCCACCAACGGAAUCAACAGGACCCUGAAGCUGCAGUUUGGCCUAAUCAACUAUGAGAACCGCUACCUCACUGCUGAGGCCUUUGGUUUCAAGGUGAAUGCCUCAGGCACCAGCAUGAAGAAGAAACAGGUCUGGACUUUGGAAAAGGACGAACAGGAUGCCCAGGUGGUGUUUCUCCGCAGCCACCUGGGGCGCUACCUGGCCUCGGACAAAGACGGUAAAAUCUCCUGUGAUGCAGAAAAACCUGACCCAGACUGUCGUUUCCUGAUCAUGUCCCAGUCUGAUGGCCGCUGGGCAUUGCAAUCAGAGCCAUAUCUGCGUUACUUUGGAGGUUCUGCAGACUACCUGUCCUGCUUCGCCCAGGUCAUCGGGGAACAAGAGCUGUGGGCAGUGCAUUUGGCCUUACACCCACAGGCUAGUCUGCUCAGCGUGGCACGCAAGCGCUAUGCCCAUCUAUCUGCAUCUGAUGGAGAAAUAUCUGUCGACAGCAACAUUCCCUGGGGAGUGGACUCUCUGGUCACCCUGGUGUAUACAGAUGGAAAGUACAGCCUUAAGACCUGUGAUGGCCGUUUUCUCAGGAAUGAUGGUAAACUGGUGAAGGAGGACGGCAACAAUACCAGCUUCACUCUGGAGCUCAAAUCAGGCAAGCUGGCCUUUAAAGACUGUGAUGGGAAAUACUUAACCCCUAUAGGCCCAACAGGCACACUGCGCUCUGGUCGAUGCCCGAAACCAGGAAAAGAUGAGCUGUUUGAUCUUGAAGAGAGUCAUCCACAAGUAGUCUUUCAAGCUGCCAAUAACAGAUUUGUCUCAGUGAAGCAAGGAGUCAGUAUUUCAGCCAAUCAGGAUGCAGAGACAGACUUGGAAACGUUCCAAAUGGAGAUUGACAAGAAGAGUAAGAAAGCCAUGUUCCGAACCAACGGAGGAUCGUACUGGACUCUGGUCACCCACGGAGAGAUCCAAUCCACUGCCACAGAAAUAGAGAUCAACACAAUGUUUGACAUUGAGUGGCGAGGACACAGAGUCGCACUCAAGGCAAGUAAUGGAAAGUAUGUGUGUACAAAGAAGAAUGGGCAGCUCUCAGCUGUGAGUGAUACUGUGGGUAAGUAUGUUGACCAGUUUCCUUUGACCACAUAUUUCUCACGAAAGUCAUAUGGUGGGAGAGUGUACAAAUUAACCAUGUUGCAUCUCAUCACAGGGGAUGAUGAAUUAUUCCUGAUGAAACUCAUCAACCGCCCCAUGCUAAUACUUCAGGGAGAAAACGGGUUUGUGUGCCACCACAGGAACUCCAACACUCUUGAUGCGAAUCGAUCGGUCUACGACAUUUUCUCACUGAUCUUCAACAAUGGAGCCUACCAUGUAAAAAGUGGAAAUGAAAAGUUCUGGCAUGUCUCCAGCAGUGGCCUUGUGUGCUCAGAUGGAGAAAAGCCGGAGGAGUUUUUUCUCGAGUUCCUGGAACAUGGACGGGUAGCCAUUAAAGGUUCCAAUGGUCAAUACCUUCGCGGGGACAAGGGAGGUACACUAAUGUGUGAUGCUACAUCUGUUGAUACAUCUUCUCUCUGGGAGUAUUGAGCUGCUGUUCUGUCCUCAAAGAAGACUGAAGAUGCUGGUAAAAAUAUAAAUGGACCGACAUUUCCCAGAGUCCCAGUUCUUUUCUAACGGUAAAAAAUGAAUUCAUUCGAGCAGUGGUACUCAAACCUUUUACACCACCUUCCUCCUCUUAAAAUAGUUGGCUGUGCCUGUACCACCACUCUGGUCAACAUAAAACUACAGUACAGAUCUACACAGUUCACUGUACACAAUAUGAGCCAA
Molecule: messenger RNA, 2797 nt
Organism: Cynoglossus semilaevis (tongue sole)
Lineage: Eukaryota; Metazoa; Chordata; Actinopteri; Pleuronectiformes; Cynoglossidae
Product: fascin-2-like
Exons: 5
Coding region: 986-2557 (523 amino acids)
Biological process (GO): actin filament bundle assembly; establishment or maintenance of cell polarity; cell migration
Cellular component (GO): cytoplasm; actin cytoskeleton
Molecular function (GO): protein-macromolecule adaptor activity; actin filament binding
Source: RefSeq, a predicted model, not a curated record